AUGUCCGUUGAAAGUUGUCCAAUACCUCCUACCUCUGAAAUUGAAAAACUUAGAUUAGAAAACGGCGAUGUCAAUAAACCCCCGUCACCAGCGAACGGAGUUUCGGCAGGCGAUGCUCCAUCAACCCCUACAAAGGCCAACGGAACUCCAACUCACACCCAGUCACCUGGAUCUCCGGCAUCGAGUGCAUUUAAAGAAGUUUUUAGAGCAUUCUCGAAAUUCGGUGAUACCAAAUCUGAUGGCCGAUUGAUUACUCUGUCCCAAAGUGACAAAUGGAUGAAACAAGCAAAGGUUAUCGAUGGUAAAAAAAUCACCACCACCGAUACUGGCAUUUAUUUCAAAAAACUGAAGCAACUCAAGGUCCCUUUUUCCGAUUACAGCAAGUUCUUGGAAGAUUUAGCCAAGAGCAAAAAAGUUGAUCUUGAAGAAAUGAAACACAAAAUGGCCAAUUGUGGACAACCAGGUUUCUCUGGAGUUGGGCAAGUUAAAGCCAGCAGUACCGUUGACAGACUUACGGAUGCUUCGAAAUACACCGGUUCACACAAACAGCGUUUCGACGAGACAGGUAAAGGAAAAGGAAUAGCAGGAAGGAAGGAUCUCGUAGAUGAGUCAGGAUACGUUGCUGGAUACAAAAACAAAGAUACAUUUGACAAGAAGUAAACGUAAAAAAAUAUUGUCAGUCGGGAUUAUUUUUAAGUUAAUCGAUAUUAUUAUCGAUAUUUUUUGACUUCCGGAUAUUUAUUUUUACAACAACAAGAAUGCAAUAACAAUUAUCUAGGCACAUAAUUUGACGUUGAAAAACGUUUAAAAAUUUUUUUUAACAGAAAUUCAUAUCUCUUAUUUAAUAUGUACCUAUACAAGGCCUUUUCAGUAACAGUUCACAGAAAUUUUACGCUUAUUUACUACCAAUAGGUACGUAAAAUACACAGGAAAAACUAUUUAGUAUGGAAGUUUUUCAUAUUUUUAAUAAUUGAUUUAAAUGCGUCUUUUGUUAGUGCCAUUUGACUUCAAUCAACAACUUAACAUGUAAUAAGUUGAAAUAAGUUUUUUCAAGAUAACUGAUAAAUAUAUUAUGAUAGUUAUUCGUAUUCACUGACUUUAAUUAUAAUUAGAUGGAAUGGUAGAAGUACUACACGUAAUGCUUGAUUUUGAUUGUGGGUGGAGUUCUCUUGUAGGAAUAAUAUUUGAAUUAGUUAGGUAAGGUUAGACGACGUUUUCUUAAUGUUGUAUAUGUUGGAGCCUUAACAGAAUUCACAAAAUUCGUAAUCUUCCUUUAACUUUUGAGAAGUAUCUUACAUUUCUAUUUAUGAAUACAUGUAUAAAACGUAUAUAUUUGUACGCCAUUUUUAAGAUGAACGAAAUAAUUAAUUUCUAUAUUUAUGGAAACUUGUAAACCUAUUGAUAAUUAUCUAUACAAUAUUUCUUGCAAUAACAUCAUUGAUAAGUGGAAUACACGUUUUGUUAAUGAGUAUUUAAGUAUUUACGUUACUUAAAGACUUUUGAUAGUUAUUGUUCCUUUUUAUUGAAAUUUUCUAUUUUGUUGAACGUUACUGAUGGUUAUUAUUUGAUUAUUAUAUUGCGUUGUUAAAGAUAUUAAAUUUUUUACACUAUAAACUAUGUAUAUCCUUA
Messenger RNA from Agrilus planipennis (emerald ash borer), 1629 nucleotides. Its product is annotated as TPPP family protein CG45057. Lineage: Eukaryota; Metazoa; Arthropoda; Insecta; Coleoptera; Buprestidae. The transcript is spliced from 2 exons. The record is from RefSeq and is a predicted model, not a curated record. Gene Ontology annotation, cellular component: microtubule. Gene Ontology annotation, molecular function: tubulin binding. The coding region runs from base 1 to 660 and encodes 219 amino acids. Gene Ontology annotation, biological process: microtubule polymerization; microtubule bundle formation; positive regulation of protein polymerization.